GGGGGGUUUUUUUUUGUCGAUCCGUCCAAGUUAUUCGAUAACCCUUUUGUCGAACGGUCGUCGAUUAAUUUUAAAAAGGGAUAUCCCUACGCAUUCGUUACGCAUUCGCAUAUUUUGAUAAUCGCUAUAAACGUUUGGGACGACCAUGUCUAUCACAGUUGGCAUCAUUGGCGCUGGACUCUCUGCUCGUACCUUCCAUGCACCCUUCAUCACAAGUAGCCCCCAUUUUCAACUCAAAAGCUUUCUUCGAACCAAAGCGGAUCCCGUCCCAUCUUUCGAGAGCAUCCCCGUCACAACUGACUCGAAUGAUUUCUUAAAGUCUGUUGAUCUGGUUAUUAUCACAUCUCCAACGUACCUUCACUAUCAGCAUGCCAAGCAAGCUCUCGAAGCUGGCAAACAUAUCAUUGUCGAAAAGCCUUUUACGGCAACAUAUGCUGAAGCCCAAGAGUUGAUCUCAUUGGCAAAGGAAAAGAAGAGGGUGUUGGCCGUAUACCAGAACCGCAGAUGGGAUGGAGACUUUUUAACGGUUGCAAAGCUAUUAAAUGAUGAUGCCUUUGGACGUGUUGUGGAGCUUGAGAGUCGGUAUGAGAGGUUUAGGAAUUUUGUAAAGCCUGAUGCAUGGAGGGAGGAGGAUUACCCUGGAAGCGGGAUCUUGUAUGACCUAGGCUCCCACUUGAUCGAUCAAGCCAUCACCCUCUUUGGACCACCCACUUCCAUCACAGCGUUCAUUCGAAAUUUUCGCCAGCUGAGCGCCCCAACUGACGACGCGUUCACCAUCAACCUUCACUACACAGUGCCCCACCCAAAGCUCGUUACGCUCAAAUCGACCAUGCUGGCAGCCCAUCCUGGUCCCCGUUUCACCGUCCAUGGAACAAAGGGAACGUUCAUUAAACACGGACUAGACCCACAAGAAGGUCAACUACGUUCCGAGAUCCUACCGACAGCUCCCGAAUUCGGUGCCGAGGCCGAAAACAUGUAUGGUGAGAUGUGGACACCGGAUACACCCGCCCCAACCAAAAUCGAAACGAUCAAAGGAGCCUAUGCGGAUUUUUUUGAGAAUGUCGCUGAAGCCAUACGUGCUGAGUCGAGUGAGGCAUUGGUCGUGAAGCCAGAGCAGGCUGCUGUGGUCAUUAGAGCUAUCGAGUUGGCUCAAAAGAGUUCCGCUGAGGGCCGGACCAUCCUGUUUUAAAGAUACUGGGACUUUGUAUAGUGUGUCUAGCAAGAAAUGAAAGGAGCUCAUGAGGUACUGUUUAAAUAGUUAAUACUUGUAUAAUAAUGAAGAGUUUAAAAAUGCAUUGUAGUGUCGAACUUGAGCUUUUGCC
This is a messenger RNA of Spizellomyces punctatus DAOM BR117, 1322 nucleotides long. RefSeq lists its product as uncharacterized. The transcript has 2 exons. Gene Ontology annotation, molecular function: nucleotide binding. Bases 146 to 1189 code for a protein of 347 amino acids. The record is from RefSeq and is a predicted model, not a curated record. Lineage: Eukaryota; Fungi; Chytridiomycota; Chytridiomycetes; Spizellomycetales; Spizellomycetaceae.